CAGAUCAAUUCUGCCGAUUUCAGCCUACUAUGUUGGAAUUCUCCGUGCAACAUGCCGAAGUCGCUCUUUCCACGGCCGCCGAGAAUGUGGGAGAUGGAAUUCAAGGGCACGAUAAUGACACCGAGUCCUUGCAAUUGUUGUCGCAUCUUGAUCCUCCCGUCGAUACCAUAUACAUGAUAUGCGGUGUACUGAUCGCCUUGGUGUUAGUCGGUGUCAUCAUCGUCCUCUUGGCUGUAACAAUCAGUAAGCUGCGGAAACGAGAAGAUCAUACGAAUACGGUACAUCCAGAUGCAGCCGUAGUGCAGACAGCAACGUCGCCGGUUUCGACGAUUGUCGCACAGUCUUAUCCUGUCGAAGGUUGUACACAGACGUCAAUGACUACAGCUACAGAUCUGGGAAAUAGCACAGCUGUAGAACAGGAUAACAAUGUGUAUACUAUGGCCAAUACGACAGAUCAAUUCGUCUGGCAGUUUCCGCCUCCUUAUCCACCGCCGCACACACCGACACAGUAUGCGUUGUACAACGACCAGGUUGGAUUACUUGAUCAUUUUAGUGGCUGUUGA
This is a messenger RNA of Habropoda laboriosa, 563 nucleotides long. RefSeq lists its product as uncharacterized. The transcript is spliced from 6 exons. The record is from RefSeq and is a predicted model, not a curated record. Lineage: Eukaryota; Metazoa; Arthropoda; Insecta; Hymenoptera; Apidae. Bases 30 to 563 code for a protein of 177 amino acids.